Pichia membranifaciens NRRL Y-2026 is the source of this 417-nucleotide messenger RNA. RefSeq lists its product as hypothetical. Gene Ontology annotation, biological process: mitochondrial respiratory chain complex II assembly; succinate metabolic process. The transcript has a single exon. Lineage: Eukaryota; Fungi; Ascomycota; Pichiomycetes; Pichiales; Pichiaceae. Gene Ontology annotation, cellular component: mitochondrion; mitochondrial intermembrane space. The coding region runs from base 1 to 417 and encodes 138 amino acids. The record is from RefSeq and is a predicted model, not a curated record.
AUGAGAGAAACGCGGAGAUUAUUAAAUGCAUCAAAGAUUCCGUUCAAGGUAACUUUCAAAAAGACAAAGGAAAAUGAAAAUCCAUUACUUCCCCCGCUGCAACUAUACAGAGCUAUCAUGAGGGCACACAGAAGAUUACCGUUUGACCAAAGAAGUCUGGGAGAUAUGUAUGUCAAGGCUGAAUUUAGAGCCCACAAGAACAUUGAUAAUCCACUGCAGAUUAUUGGUUUCUUGAGUUCUUGGCAAAAAUAUCUUCAAAUGGUUUUGCAAAAUACGGACCAGGAUUGGAAAAAAUAUCAUAUUCCCGAUAACAUGCUGGAAAAAAUGUCAGACGAUCAGAUUAUUCAGCUUCACGAGCUCAUGAAGGGAACGAAGAGCCUUUAUGAUGAAGAUGCAGAAGAAACCAAUAAGCUCUAG